Rubroshorea leprosula is the source of this 2902-nucleotide messenger RNA. The record is from the annotation of a GenBank genome assembly. NCBI's taxonomy places the organism in Eukaryota, Viridiplantae, Streptophyta, Magnoliopsida, Malvales, Dipterocarpaceae.
AGUUUGCGAUAUGUCAUCUACUGUUAAGUUAUAACUAAUCAUCUACCUUUAUUAUUUUCUAAUCUCUAUCUGUUAUGGUUGUUUGUUAUGUGUUUGUUUAGAUCUUUGGCCGGCACCAUUCUUGUACUUCUUUGCUCUGCCUCCAGCUCCACAUAUUUUCAACAUCUUUACCUCAUUUCGCCACCUGAUCUCUAGGAAUUUUCCUCAUGGCGGAAAUUGCGACACUAAUUCUUGAAUUCAUAAAGUGUGUGGCACGUCCAACACGAAGUUGUGUAGAUAAUCACAGAAACUUCAAAGAAAAUGCAAAAGAUUUGGGAGACAAAUUGAGCACUCUUAAUUGCAAAAAAGUAGAUGUAGAAAACCAACUUCUAAAUGAGGUUUGCUCAGAAAAACAAGCCAAAAAAGAAGUGGAGAAAUGGGUUCAAGAUGUAGUGAAGAUCAAUGCUGAAAUUCAAGAUGUUUUAAAAAGGCUGCAUAGUGCUUCAUACUUCUCACGAGCUCGCCUUGGAAAACUUGCUCGUAAAAAAAUUGAUGUACUAGAUGCAAUUCUUAAACGAGGCAGUUUUCCUGAAGGACUGGUAGUUGAUAAGCCUGCAAUUGCUUUGCCUUUACCAGUAGAGAAUCUAGAAGGCGAGGAUUCUGUGAAGAAAAAGAUAUGGGGAUACUUGACAGGGAAUGAGGUCCGAAUGAUUGGAGUUUGUGGAAUCGGGGGUGUUGGGAAGACCACCAUUAUGAAGCAUAUCCAUAAUGAAUUAUUAAAGGGGUCAAGAUUUGACAAAGUGAUUUGGGCCACUGUCUCAUAUCCACUGAAUGUUGUGAGAUUACGGCACGAAAUUGCAGAGGCAAUGAAUGAAAAACUACAGAAGGAUGAUCAUGAUGACCAAAGACAUGCUUCAAAAUUAAUGCAUCUUAUGGGGAAAGGGAAAUAUGUGUUGAUUUUAGAUGAUGUGUGGGAAAGAUUCACUCUGGGGUGUGUUGGAAUUCCCCCACCAACAGCGGAAAACGGUUGCAAACUAGUUAUUACUAGUAGAAAGGUGGAUGUAUGCAAGUCCCUUGGUUGUGAAAUAGUUAAAGUGUCUCCUCUUUCAAAGGAAGAGUCUUUGAAAUUGUUCUCAGAUAAGGUGGGAAGUGACAUUCUACAAGUCCCAGAAGAAAUUUGGAAGGCCAUGGUGGAGGAGUGUGCUGGACUACCCUUGGCUAUUGUUGUAAUAGCUGGGAGCAUGAAAGGAGUAACUGAUGUCCAUGAGUGGAGGCAUGCUUUAAAGGAAUUACGUGAACAUGUAAGAGCUACAGCCGAAGGUUCAGAAGACGAGAUAUUUGAGCGAUUGAAGUUCAGCUAUGAUUGUUUGCAAGAUUCAAAUAUCCAAAAUUGUUUCUUAUCUUGCUCACUGUAUGCUGAAGAUUAUCAAAUUAGCAAAGAUGAUCUAGUUGAACAAUGGAUUGAUGAGGGAUUUAUUAAAGAAUCAAGGAGUAGACGAGCAAUGCUUGAUGAAGGACGAACCAUGUUAAACAAGCUUGAAAACAGUUGUUUGUUAGAGAAAGCUUAUUCUGAGGACACUAUUAAAAUGCAUGAUGUUGUGAGAGAUAUGGCAUUGCGCAUCAGUCCCCAAUUUAUGGUGAAAGCUUGUAUGGGACUAACAGAGAUACCAGAUGAGUGUGAAUGGACUAAAAAUCUUGAAAAGGUUUCCUUGAUGGAUAAUGAAAUUUCAGAUAUUCCUCUAAACAUGUGCCCAAAUUGUCCCAUUCUCAACACCUUGAUGUUGCAACGGAAUAGCAAAUUGACCCAAAUUCCAAAUUGCUUUUUUGCAAACAUGCAGGGGAUCAAGUUGCUUAAUCUUUCUGGAACUAGCAUUGAAAGUCUACCUCAUUCCAUCUGCAAUUUGGAGAAUCUUACUACAUUGCUCUUGCAAAAUUGUACCCAAUUAAAACAUGUGCCUUGCUUAGCAAAGCUUAAGGCAUUGAAGAAGUUGGAUCUGUGUGAGGCAGGAAUUGAGGUGGCCCCUGAAGGCAUUGAUAUGCUUGUAAAUCUCCAAUAUCUUGAUUUACGGUGUCCAGAAUUGGUGGAGCUACCGACACAAAUACUCAGUAACCUCUCUCACCUCCAGCACUUGACAAUAUAUUCCAACUCAACCACUUUAAAGAUAAAAGGAGAAGAAGUAAGAGGAUUGAAGAAGUUGGAGACUUUUCAAGCUGAAUUGUAUGACUUGCAACACUUCAACAAUUAUGUCAAGUCUAAUCAUUUUAAAAGAUUGAGUAAUUACCAGCUUGUGGUUGGACAAGUGGACUGCACCUUUAAUCCUUUUAUUAAUAAUUUCUCUAAAGAAAUAAGUUUAGGAGAACGUGAGGUAGGUGGAGAAGAUAGUGUGGUGCUUCCAAAUGACGUGGAGGAACUGUGGAUUAAUCGGUGUAGAAAAUUUAGAAGCUUAAGUGAUAUUUAUUCUCUCCAAAAAACAACUGAGUUGAGAAGGUGUGUUGUUACUGAGUGUGAAGAGAUAGGGUGUGUGGUUGACAUGGUGACGUCAUCAUCAUCUUUCAUUAAUAACCUUGAAGCGCUGUAUCUUGAUAAGUUGCCCAACUUGAGUGUUGUUGUGAACGUGGAAGGAGUAGAAGCAACAUCGCCUCACAUCUUUUCCAAUCUUAAAUCCUUUGGAAUGUGGCGAUGUUCUAGAAUGAAGAGGUUGUUUCCAAUUGAGCUGCUACAAGGCCUCCAAAACUUGGAGAAGAUUAUACUUCAGGAUUGUCAACAAAUGGAGGAAAUAAUAGGGAAUGGAAUAAUCUGUUGUGGAUCAAUCAUGUUGAUGAAUGCAUAGCCCACGUUGCAUUUAUUCUGUUGACAAUAUUCACAAGUCUCAAGUUAGAAAAAGAAAUAUAUGCCCUUUCAUAAUAAGGUCAUAGUAAGUGU